AUGCAGGGCAAAAUAUGGACAGAUCAGCUGGGAAUUAUGCUGCGUAAAAUAUGGACUGAUCAGCAGGGAAUUAUGCUGGUAAAAAUAUGGACUGAUCAGCUGGGAAUUAUCCUGCGUAAAAUAUGGACAGAUCAGCUGGGAAUUAUGCAGGAUAAAAUAUGGACUGAUCAGCUGAGAAUUAUGCAGGUUAAAAUAUGGAUAGAUCAGCUGGGAAUCAUGCAGGUUAAAAUAUGGACUGAUCAGCUGGGAAUCAUGCAGGUUAAAAUAUGGACUGAUCAGCUGGGAAUUAUGCUGGUAAAAAUAUGGACUGAUCAGCUGGGAAUUAUCCUGCGUAAAAUAUGGACAGAUCAGCUGGGAAUUAUGCAGGAUAAAAUAUGGACUGAUCAACUGAGAAUUAUGCAGGUUAAAAUAUGGACUGAUCAGCUGGGAAUUAUCCUGCGUAAAAUAUGGACAGAUCAGCUGGGAAUUAUGCAGGAUAAAAUAUGGACAGAUCAGCUGGGAAUUAUCCUGCGUAAAAUAUGGACAGAUCAGCUGGGAAUUAUCCUGCGUAAAAUAUGGACAGAUCAGCUGGGAAUUAUGCAGGAUAAAAUAUGGACUGAUCAGCUGAGAAUUAUGCUGGUUAAAAUAUGGACUGAUCAGGAGGGAAUUAUCCUGCGUAAAAUAUGGACAGAUCAGCUGGGAAUUGUGCUGGUUAAAAUAUGGACAGAUCAGCACGGAAUUAUGCAGGUUAACAUAUGGACCGAUCAGCUGGGAAUUAUGCAUGGUAAAAUGUGGACCGAUCAACUGGGAAUUAUGCUGCGUAAAAUAUGGACUGAUCAGGAAGGAAUUGUGCAGGUUAAAUUACGAACUGAUCAGCUGGGAAUUAUGCUGGUUUAA
This is a messenger RNA of Liolophura sinensis, 876 nucleotides long. RefSeq lists its product as uncharacterized. The coding region runs from base 1 to 876 and encodes 291 amino acids. The transcript has a single exon. The record is from RefSeq and is a predicted model, not a curated record. NCBI's taxonomy places the organism in Eukaryota, Metazoa, Mollusca, Polyplacophora, Chitonida, Chitonidae.